CCACAGGGUUUGGGAAGCUCAAAUGCGGACCCUACGAUUGGAUCUUGGUUUUACGGAAGUAGCAGGUGAGUAGUUCUUGUGAGUUUUGUUAGGCAUUGAAUGUCAAUGAAAAGAAGAAGUUGAACUUGUCUGUUGUUGUAUCGAAAGAAAAUGUAGUAGGACGGACUACCGCUGGCGACCCUGACUGACAAAUAUAGUCGUGAGAGUUACUCGAGAAGAACACAACGUUUUGUUGACCAAUAGACCAGUAGUGGACUUGGGGAACAAAAUAUCAACAGCUGUAAAGAAAUUCCACCAAUUGUCCCUAGAAGUGGUUCGGAAAAUGGCCUUUGUAGAGGCUAUUCUCAGGACCACGGAUUUUUAGACCACUAGAAAAUGUGUGUAUAAUUACCUGUAGAGAUGAAAAGAUACUAGUACAGAAGAAACAAAAUAUUAAGAACGCAAAGAGACUUUUCUUAUUUCUCAGAUUGAAAAUUCUAAUUCAUCCCUCCUGGUCGUGUGUAUGUGCGUAAAGUUCUUGAACCUUGUUCUUGAAUCAUCUGCAUUUGAUAAUGCUAGCUGAGUAGAGACGAGGACCCAUGAAGAAUAGCGGAUUCUUACACACACAAAACGCCUUACGAUGUAGGUUUCAGCCUAUUGGGUUUAGGGUGCAUCAUUAUACCCGAGG
This is a messenger RNA of Amoebophrya sp. A25, 667 nucleotides long. The record is from the annotation of a GenBank genome assembly. NCBI's taxonomy places the organism in Eukaryota, Dinophyceae, Syndiniales, Amoebophryaceae.